Acipenser ruthenus (sterlet) is the source of this 1260-nucleotide messenger RNA. RefSeq names its product transmembrane protein 80-like. The coding region runs from base 192 to 572 and encodes 126 amino acids. The record is from RefSeq and is a predicted model, not a curated record. Gene Ontology annotation, biological process: non-motile cilium assembly. NCBI's taxonomy places the organism in Eukaryota, Metazoa, Chordata, Actinopteri, Acipenseriformes, Acipenseridae. The transcript has 6 exons. Gene Ontology annotation, cellular component: ciliary transition zone.
CGUGCAGCCACUUCGGAGCUGUGUUAUCGGGCAGCUCACAGGCAGUGGAAACAGUGGCAGCACCACCAGCGACCCUGCCAUCACUAAUGGCAUAAUAACAAUGGAGACAGUGGCACCACCAGUGGAAAUGAUAACACCCUCAUUUCACUUUUGGGAGAUCUGCUGCUGUCCUCUCCUCCGUUCCACUGCAGAUGCUGUUCUUCCUGAACGGGGUCUAUUAUGGGUUUUAUUUCCUAGCCACGCUGCUGAUGGUAAUAUAUAAAAGUCAGGUAUUAAGCUACCCAGAUGGGAACCUGGCACUGGACUUGGCUUUGCUGUUCAUCAUGGCAAUUCUGGAGGCCAUCAGGCUGUACUUGGGUGUGAGAGGUAACCUGAAAGAAGAGGAGGUUUCAGUAGGGAUCAGCCUAGCUCUCACAGUGGGCAGCAUGCUGCUGUCUGUGUACUUCGUGGUGUGGCAGACCUACGUGCUGAGGGCCGAUGUGAUCGUUGGUGCCAUCCUGCUGGUCAUCUACGGCUUGGAGGCCAUACUGGACAUCACAGCCAUCGCCGCUUUUGCCAGUGCCUACGCUUAAAGAAACGUCUUCCUCUAGCGAGUCCUGAUUCCAUUCAUCCAGUUAUUUAUUAAACCAUGUAUUCCCCAAUACAUUCAUAAGCUUUCACUCUGGAUACAAGAAAAUAUUGAAUAUAUUUUAUUAUAUUAAGUGAAACAAAGUCUAAUAGUUUGAAUUUAACCAAUGUAAAAAAAUGCAGGUGGUACUUGCUGUAGAGCGUCUGUUGAUAAACAGUUUGCACAUUCAUGUUGUUUUUUACAUAUGUUUCCACCAGAUGGCACUCUUAAAAAAAGAAACUGCGCACAUAAGGGACUUAGAACUAUCUGGAACUAAGGAACGAUGAUAAAUGUCUUUACCUAGCUUUUGAGGGAGGGGGGUGCACUGUUUUAUUAUUAUUAUUAUUAUUAUUAUUGUGUAUUUCUUUUAAUGAAAGCUUAUCCAGAUUAUUCUUUUAUUUUUUUGUUAGUUGCAGUUUCUCCAAACCGCACAAACAUGCUUUUAGUGUAUGUGUGCGUUUAUUUGUUUGCAAGCUGCAGUGUCAGCUGCUUCAGUGGGAUGUGGGAGUUGCUGUUUCUGGGCUGAUGAGAAGGUUAAUGCAGCAUUUCCACAGAGCCACGAAAACUAACAUUUAAUAAGUUAAAAAACUAAACGGUGGCAGCAGCCAGGCGAAACAACAAGACCCUUAUAAAAGUUUACCUUGUUAAAUUUG